Molecule: messenger RNA, 1795 nt
Organism: Cucumis melo (muskmelon)
Lineage: Eukaryota; Viridiplantae; Streptophyta; Magnoliopsida; Cucurbitales; Cucurbitaceae
Product: 3-epi-6-deoxocathasterone 23-monooxygenase CYP90D1
Exons: 8
Coding region: 1-1416 (471 amino acids)
Biological process (GO): multicellular organism development; brassinosteroid homeostasis; brassinosteroid biosynthetic process
Molecular function (GO): heme binding; iron ion binding; oxidoreductase activity, acting on paired donors, with incorporation or reduction of molecular oxygen, NAD(P)H as one donor, and incorporation of one atom of oxygen
Source: RefSeq, a predicted model, not a curated record
AUGGACAGUUUAUGGGAUGUUUUGGUAGUGACAGCCAUUACUAUUAUUCUCUAUAGGAACUGCUUUAGACUUCUCAGAUCAAAAUUCUGCAACCAACUUCCUUUGGGCUCUCUUGGCUGGCCUUUCAUUGGUGAGACUAUUGAGUUCAUCUCCUGCGCUUAUUCGGACCGUCCCGAGACCUUCAUGGACAAGCGUCGUCGCCUGUACGGGAAGGUGUUCAAGUCACAUAUUUUCGGAAGUCCUACCAUUGUCUCUACUGAUGCAGAAGUCAGUAAGUUCAUUCUGCAGAGUGAUGCCAAGGCCUUUGUACCGUCUUAUCCGAAAUCUUUGACAGAAUUGAUGGGGAAGUCUUCUAUUUUGCUGAUAAAUGGGAGCUUGCAGAAGAGAAUUCAUGGUCUUGUGGGAGCUUUCUUCAAGUCUUCACAUCUCAAAGCUCAAAUAACCAAGGAUAUGGAGUGUUAUGUCAAACUAUCGAUGGCAAGCUGGACUGAGAACAAUCCUAUUUACCUUCAAGAUGAAACCAAAAAUAUUUCCUUUCAAGUAUUGGUAAAGAUAUUGAUUAGUUUAAAUCCUGGUCAAAGUAUGGAGUUUCUCAAGAAACAGUUUCAAGAGUUUAUAGCUGGGCUUAUGGCUUUGCCAGUGAACAUACCUGGAAGCAGGCUUUACCAAUCCUUGCAGGCCAAAAGGAAUAUGGUCAAACUAGUAAAGAAGAUAAUACAAGAGAGGAAAAGCUGUGGAAUUUCCACUGUCCCAAAAGAUGUCAUGGAAGUUUUGCUCAAAGAUGAAAAUGAAGAACUGACAGAUGAUCUAAUAGCAGAGAACAUGAUUGAUAUGAUGAUUCCCGGAGAAGAUUCAGUGCCAAUCUUAAUGACUCUUGCAGUAAAAUACCUCUCUGAUUGCCCUGCCGCACUUCAACAGUUGACGGAGGAAAACUUAAAGAUGAAAGGACAGAAAGAGCAGCUCGGUGAGGCAUUGCAUUGGAGCGAUUACUUAUCGAUGCCAUUUACGCAGAGUGUGAUCACUGAAACUCUAAGGAUGGGAAACAUUAUAAUUGGAGUGAUGCGUAAGGCCAUGAAAGACAUGAAGAUAAAAGGAUACCUAAUACUUAAGGGUUGGUCAGUUCUUACAUACUUCAGAUCUGUUCAUCUCGAUGACAAUCACUAUGACUGCCCUUACAAGUUCAAUCCAUGGAGGUGGCAAGAAAGAGAGUUGAGUAGUUGUAACUUCACUCCUUUUGGAGGUGGACAAAGACUAUGCCCUGGACUUGACUUAGCCAGGCUUGAAGCUUCCAUCUUCCUUCACCACUUUGUCACUCACUUCAGAUGGAUUGCCGAAGAAGAUAAAAUCAUAAACUUCCCCACAGUGAGGAUGAAAAAGAGGAUGCCAGUUUGGGUGAAGAGAAGAAGGGACCCAUGACAAUGACAAGAAAUCAAGCUUCCCUUUUUGCCAAAACGAAAAGCACAACUUCAAUUAACUUCACCAAUAGUUUACACAACAACAACCAAACUCACCUUUGGAACAAGUAGGGAAAGAAGAGUCUCACCUCUAACAAAGGGACUGUGGGUAAAAAGAUGACAGUUCAGUUCACAUAUGACACUUAUUCUAUCCUCUCAUAUGCCUAUUUCAACCCAUAAAAAUCCAUUUCUCACUUAUUGUAUAUGAUAUCUGUGUGUGUAUGGUGUAUCUAUUUGAAUUAAUAGCAAUAAGUCUCGACAAGUAAUGUAUAAUAUAGUCAUCAUCAUCUAUUGUUUCGAUCCUUAUAAAUACUUUUGUGACACAUUGCAGCAAUAGCGAU